Messenger RNA from Rhododendron vialii, 2737 nucleotides. RefSeq names its product ankyrin repeat-containing protein ITN1-like. The coding region runs from base 255 to 2015 and encodes 586 amino acids. NCBI's taxonomy places the organism in Eukaryota, Viridiplantae, Streptophyta, Magnoliopsida, Ericales, Ericaceae. Gene Ontology annotation, molecular function: protein phosphatase regulator activity; protein phosphatase 1 binding. Gene Ontology annotation, cellular component: plasma membrane. The record is from RefSeq and is a predicted model, not a curated record. The transcript has 4 exons.
CAUAAAUCCUAACAGUACCCAGUACCCACCCACCCGGCACUGAAAAAUUUUCCCCUAAUGUUUACUCCACUGGUAGCGACACCGUUGAAAACACUAGCCAUCCUCUACACGCUUUCUGAGUCGUCGUCUUGACUCUUGUCCCGCUCCCGCUAGUGCUGUGUUGAGGCUUUCAAUCCUCCUCCUCCUCCUCUCUCUCUCUCUCUCUCUCUCUCUCUCUCUCUCUCUCUCUCUCUCACUUCACAUCCACUCCAUUCAUGGCUUCUGCUAUCAACCAAGGGGAUAUGGACUUAGAAAAAGGACGGAUGACUCCACCACCGACCCCAAACCCCAACCUUAACCCGCCAUCCCCGUCCCCGUCCCCGUCAUCGGCCACUGCUCCUGCUCUAGUUCUAUCAAACUCCGGCAAGCGGAUCGACCAGGCCGGAAAAAAGAAGUACGUGAAGCAGGUGACCGGCCGCCACAACGACACCGAGCUCCACCUGGCGGCGCAGCGGGGGGACAUGGCGGCAGUGAGGCUGAUUCUCGACGGAAUCGGUUCGCAGAUGGUGGGGACUCUGAGUGGAGCCGAGUUCGACUCAGAGGUUGCAGAGAUUCGGGCAUCGAUCGUGAACGAGGUGAAUGAGCUGGGAGAGACGGCUUUGUUCACGGCAGCAAAUGGAGGGUUUGUUGAUGUUGUGAAGGAGUUGCUGAAGUAUGCGAGUGAGGAGAGUUUGAAGAAGAAGAAUCGGUCUGGGUUCGAUCCUCUGCAUAUAGCUGCCAGUCAAGGACACCAUGCCAUUGUCCAGGUGCUACUUGAUCACAACCCAGAACUAAGUAAUACAAUAGGCCCAUCAAAUGCAACGCCUCUUAUCUCCGCAGCAACAAGAGGGCAUACAGCUGUCGUUAACGAACUUCUAUCAAAGAAUCAUGGCUUGGUAAAGAUUCCCAGGUCCAACGGCAAAAAUGCAUUGCAUUUAGCUGCUAGACAAGGUCAUGAGGACAUUGUGAAGGCAUUACUUGACAGAGAUCCAGAAUUGGCAAGGAAGACAGACAAGAAAGGGCAAACUGCAUUGCAUAUGGCUGUAAAAGGGGUUAGCUGUGAGGUGGUGAAAUUACUUCUUGAGGCUGGUGCAGCCAUUGUGAUGCUGCCAGAUAAGUUUGGCAAUACGGCAUUACACGUAGCCACCAGAAAAAAGCGAGUGGAGAUAGUAAAUGAGUUGUUACGCCUCCCACAUACCAUUGUCAAUGCACUCACCAGAGAUCACAAAACAGCUUUAGACAUAGCUGAAGAGCUUCCCCUCUCAGAAGAAUCCAACAACAUAAAAGAAUCCCUUUACCGCUAUGGCGCCAUUAGAGCUAAUGAACUAAACCAACCAAGGGAUGAGUUGAGGACAACUGUGAGUCAGAUAAAGAAAGACGUCCACAUACAACUUGAGCAAACCAUGAGGACAAACAAAAACGUCACGGGGAUCGCUAAAGAGCUCAGAAAACUCCACAGGGAGGGAAUCAACAAUGCCACCAACUCAAUCACUGUGGUGGCUGUGCUUUUCGCCACAGUUGCCUUUGCAGCUAUUUUCAGUGUGCCAGGAGGCGAUGAUAACAACAACGGAAGGGCUGUGGUUGCAAGUAGUUACUCUUUCAGGAUUUUCUUCAUCUUUAAUGCUAUAGCACUAUUUACGUCGUUGGCUGUUGUGGUGGUUCAAAUUACUUUGGUUAGAGGUGAAACGAAAGCUGAGAGACGGGUAGUGGUGGUGAUUAACAAGUUGAUGUGGUUGGCUUCCGUUUGCACUUCUGUGGCAUUUAUGGCUGCUUCUUAUAUAGUGGUUGGCAAAAAACACAUGUGGGCUGCGAUCUUGGUUACGGUUGUUGGGGGAAUGAUAAUGGCUGGGGUUCUUGGCACCAUGACUUAUUAUGUGGUGAAAUCUAAAAGGAGUCGGUCAAUGAGGAAGAGGGAGAAACAGGCUAGGAGCGGAUCCACCUCCUGGCAUCAGUCCGAGUUCUCCAACUCUGAAGUUGAUCGGAUUUAUGCCCUCUGAUGUGAGAAUUCAUUACCUUUUGGAAAAGUGUCUAAAGUUGCUGAGAUUAUUUAAUAGAUGUAUUGCUGUAUACACUCAUUAAAGAGCAGAUAUUAGACCUGUUUACGUGUAUUUUGCUAAAAGGGUAGACGAAAGAAUGGUUUCCUUUAGUCUUCUGCUGCAUAUAUGGAGUUUGAAGACCUAAAAGGAACCGAUAUGGCGAGACCUUGUACUGGAAAGAUGCAAGAGAGGGUGUUCUAUUUUUUGAAGAAAGGUUCCAAAGCUUAUUGUCGGUGAAGUAGUUGAUCUCUUUAUCAAAUACUGUGGAGAGCAAAAUAACUUUGUUCAUGAAAGUCGAAGCCUUUACUGCCCUUUUCGUCUGCAAGAAUACGGGUCGAUGAUCAUUUGAGCUGUGCUUGAUGAGACUAGCUGAUCUUGGAUUCUUCAUUCUUGGGAACUGCAGGGCCGAUAUUUUUACAGUUUUUAAGUCGUCUACUUGUUUAUACAGUAUGUUAUAAGCGUCGUAUAUAUAAAUGAAAAGCGGACUGAAGGCUUAUAAAUGUCUGUAAAACUUGUAUGUGACUAGCAUUAUAUGCGAUACCGGUGCCAAUAGGUGGUGGAGAUUAUAGUUGGAUGAUGUAUAACAGCUUACCAUUGCCAUUCCAUGAUAUGGUUAUGGAGAACAUUUGUAUGCAGUAUCCUUUACAAACUCGUGAAAUCGUUAGUAAAAGGUACUUGUGGUA